Messenger RNA from Lodderomyces margitis, 1350 nucleotides. RefSeq names its product U5 snRNP complex subunit. Gene Ontology annotation, molecular function: protein binding. The record is from RefSeq and is a predicted model, not a curated record. Gene Ontology annotation, cellular component: U5 snRNP. The transcript has a single exon. The coding region runs from base 1 to 1350 and encodes 449 amino acids. Lineage: Eukaryota; Fungi; Ascomycota; Pichiomycetes; Serinales; Debaryomycetaceae.
AUGAGUCUACGACACGUUACAAAAUACGACCUUGAUGAUGACCAUAUAAACAGUGUCAAUGGGAAUGGUGUAUAUCUUGAAGAAAAUAAUCCCUCAGAUGAUAGUUCCGAUAUUUCAUCCGACGAAGGAGAAGACGACAAUACGAAGUUGACUGCAAUAAUCAACAACCCCAUUGCAAACCAAAAUGAAAGUGAAGAUGACAUGUUUUCCAGUGAGGAUGAUAAAGAACCAACACGGAAACCACAACUACAACUACAUCAAGAUGAUGAUGAUGAUGAUGACAUGUUUGCCAGUGAUAACGACAACGAAAUCGAAUCUACUAACGAGGCCAAAAAAGUUCAGUUCUCCAAUAAUAACCAAACUAUACAUCUACUGUCCCAAUCAAGUGACAAUUCUAACAACAACGAUGAAUCUCAACUGGAACCAGAAGAAGAAGAUGAAGAUAGGAACGACUACUACAUCAAUGCAGAAGAGUUUACCACUUCUCAACAGGGCAAAAAACGACAACAACCAAAGAUUGAAGCAUUCAACAUGGAUCAAGAAGAACGAGAGGGUCACUUCAAUAAACUAGGCGAUUACGUAUCAAACAAACACUCAGGAACCGACCUGGAUGAAUCUCAAGAUGAAGAUGCAUGGACUACACAGUUUACUAAAUCAGAUAUACGUAAAGCCAAACUAGCUCAAGCUAAGCGACAACAAGAUGCUGAUGAGUCUAGUUCAGGGAGAAGCAUCAACUUGGACCCGAUUGAAUCUGUACUUGCUUCCUUAAUUGAGGCAUUAGAGCCGGUUGAAACGCCAAUGGAAGCAUUAGCUCGACUAAAUACUCAGCUUAAGCUGACAAAGAAGAGCAAGAAAAGCCAAAAGCCAAAAGACAAGAAGCAACUAGAUUCGUCAAUUGCUAAACAAAGUGUAUCUCAAAUCACAAACUUUUGUUCGAUAUUAGUCAAAAAUGAAACAAAGUUGCAUUUUGAUAAUGAUGUGUAUGAUAUGACAAGGGAGGAGUUCAUGAGAAAAUAUCAAACUCUCACUGGCCAUGAAUACAAGCGAUCAGCAGCCAGAGGUCUGGGACUAAAACGGCCACGAGAUGAUGAGGUUCCCGACACAAGUGGGAAACAACAAGAAGACCAAUAUCUGGAAUUGCAAGAAGAACAAGAUCCCCUUGAGGACGAGGUAGAUUACGGAGAAAAAAUAUGGGAAUUCAAAUGGCUAAAUGAUGAUGCCAACACCAUAAAUGGGCCAUAUUCGCAAUACGAAAUGAAGCAUUGGAAACAAAAUUAUUUUGAAAACGGGGUCGAAGUACGUAAAGUUGGUGAAAGUGCAUUUAGACAUAUACAAGAUAUAACUUUUUAG